CAAAAACUUACUUUUUUUAGUUUGGACGACGACGGUCUAAAUACAUGGUUUACAUUGAUCUGUUAGGAAUCUAAUCGUUAACGACCUAAAAAAAGACAGCAACAUGGCUUCUAUUGCAAAGUUAAAGUUUCCUGUAGUGGUUUUAAUACUACAGGCUAUAUUUAUCGUUUUGUUUGCGUUGACAGUGGAGUAUGAUAGCAGUGCGGAUUCUAAAUAUGGAUCUACAACUUUACGGAACAUCUCUAAAAUUAUACCAGGAGACAAUAUGGUUACUAAAUACUAUCCAAUGUUUCAAGAUGUUCAUGUUAUGAUCUUUGUUGGUUUCGGGUUUCUCAUGACCUUUCUUAAGCGAUAUGGUUUCAGUGCCGUUGGUAUUAAUAUGUUGAUAGCAGCUAUCGUCCUGCAGUGGGCUACCCUAGUUCAAGGUUAUCUACAUGCACAUGGCAAGGUUCACAUCAGUCUUACAAGUAUGAUCACGGCAGAUUUCGGUGCUGCAACAGUAUUAAUAACAUUUGGUGCUGUAUUGGGUAAAGUCAGUCCUAUUCAGAUGGUGUUUGUGGCUAUGCUAGAAGUUGUUUUUUCCUCAACUAACGAAUGGAUAGGUCUUACAUAUUUUAAGGUUUCUGAUGUUGGAGGAUCUAUUUUUCUUCACGCUUUUGGAGCAUUUUUUGGAUUAGCCAUGGCUAGAGUGUUAUACAAUGAAGAUGUCGAGCACUCAACAAAAGAAGGAUCUGUUUAUCAUUCCGAUAUAUUCUCUAUGGUUGGUACAAUAUUUCUAUGGUUGUUUUGGCCAAGUUUUAAUAGUGCUUUGGCAGUAGGUGAUGCUCAACAACGAGCUGUUUUAAAUACAUACAUGGCUCUAGCAUCGUGCUGUGUUGUCACUUUCGCCAUUUCAUCCCUUGUCGAUAAAAAUAGAAAAUUUGACAUGGUCCACAUACAGAAUGCUACACUAGCAGGAGGUGUCGCUGUGGGUACCAGUGCUGAUAUGAUGAUACAGCCAGCGGGUGCUUUAGCAGUUGGCGCUGUAGCGGCUAUAUUAUCUACGUGUGGUUAUAAAUACGUUACGCCAUUUCUCAGCAGCAAAUUAAAGCUGCACGAUACAUGCGGUGUGAAUAAUCUACAUGGGAUGCCAGCUGUAAUGGCGGCUGUUGUUGGUUCUAUAGCUUCAGCAUUAGCUACCAAAGACGUUUAUGGCUAUGGUCUAUAUCAGAAGUUUCCAGCUAUGACACCUAAAGAAGGAACCCCAGAGUUAGCAAUGAUACAGGGUUAUGUGGACGUGGAAGCUGGUGAUGGUAGAACUGCUGGGGAACAAGCUGGUUACCAGAUGUUAGCUUUAGUUGUUACAUUAGCCAUAGCUAUUGUUACUGGUAUCGUAACAGGUGUAAUAAUUAAGUUCGUCCCCAAUCUCUCUAGACCACAAAGGAGCCAGCUGUUUGAGGAUGAAAUGUUUUGGAGUGUACCAGAAGAUCACAGAAUCAAACCUAAUAUUCCCAUUAUAAUUACUCCCGAUGACGACAGUACUCGCGGAUCCCAGCCCAACUUACACCAGCACACUAAGGCUCCCUUGUUGAUUCAAGAAGCUGUAGAGAUUGCGCUGGAGAGUCGAAAAUCUUCAAGUUCGUCUUCGUCAGAUAAUGAAAAGGACAAGCAUAAGGAGGAUACAAAUGGCAAAACAAAAAAAAUAAACGAUGUCGAAUCUGUUUAACUAUUAUCUCAUGUCUAGGAACGACAUUGUUUCAAAUCGAAAUCUUCCAUUUCUAGGGUACUGGAUUUUAAAUAAAGGCCUACAUUUUGGUAAUGUUAAGGUGAAAUACAAGAACUAGAUUUAAAGUUUUAAACUGACUUCGUCAAUGGUCAUGGCACAGUUCAUGUACCAGUAUUGUUUGUUCGUUUGAAAGUCUAUUUUAGAUAAAACUGCGAUUUGAUCGUUCAGAUCAACGGGCUAUAGAAUGAGCCGUUCUUUCUACCACAACUUGCUACUGUGCGAUAACUUUAGGGAGGCAAAGUAUUUCAUUAUAUGUUUAAAUGAAGUUGGCAUUAGAAUUAUGUUUUAUGUAUUUUUUUUUCUAUUUUGUUGGAAUAAAAAAAAUCUUGUUUGAGUGAGAAUAAUAGAUAAUGAUAUGUCACAAUGAAUCGAAUACCUCGUAAUCCAUUUGAUUAUGUUCAAUCAAAGUCGUCGCAAAAAGUGGUACUAAUCCUGUCGGCAUGUUUGUGUAACGUUUGUGGAUUAUCCCCCUUUGUUACACUUGUUAUCAUUCAGAACACUUCUGGAUAUCAGUAUUAUUCCUAGCAUGUAUCAUGGUGCCUUUGUAGUUGUAUUAAACCGCGAGUCCCAAUAGAACUUGUCUAAUGACAUGCAAUUAUCAACUCAAACUAUAUCUUACAUGGAAUUCGCUAGGAUCUAAAGGCGGUGUAUGUAACGAUAUUAAAACGGAAUUCUCAAUAGAACUUGUCUAAUGACAUUCAAUUGUCAACUCAAACUGUAUCUUACCCAGGUUGAAAUUCGGUAGGAUCUAAAGGCGGUGUAUGUAACGAUAUUAAAACGGUCAAAAUUAUCCUGCAUGGCAGCUGGUAGGUACUAGGUUCAUUAUAAAUUGGUAUUAGUGUGAAUGAGAUGUUUCCCCCAGUAUAGAUGCCUUAAUGGUUGUUCCAUUCUUGUAACCCAGUCAUUUUCACGUUGGUAGCUAGUAGCUUCACUAACGUACAUUAGGUACGACAAUAAUAAGAUGAUUUAUACUUGUUUGAAUCAACAAAAUGUGAUAAAACUACACUGAACAUGUCUUGUGCGUCCAACCCCAAUAUUUAUAAGCAAAUAAAAGGCAAGACAAAUGGACAUUGUACCAAAAUACCGCAUACAAUGGAAAAACGACUUUGUUUGAAGCAGGACGAAAUACACAGUGUAUACUUUCUUUUGGACAUUAGUAUAGUUUCAAUCUAUAUUGAAGCUUGUGUCACAAAUGAUUAAAUGCGCUAUCGUGAGACCUUUGGUACUUGCGUAUGUUCCCUUUAGGAAGUCCACUUAGUAGUUUGUCACUUUCAUUGCCCAUCAACAUCAAUGGUACUACAUUUUAUUUUAGCCUAUGUACAAGAACGUAACAAGCUUAAACAAUAUAGGUGUUAAAUGCCAAUAAAUUAUGCCCUUUAUAUAAACCCAUUUUAGAAGUAAUUUUGGGGCCACUUUUCUGUUAGAGCCCCUGUCGACAACCCUGACAGCACCCCUGUUAAUCCGAAUCUGUGCUAGGUAUUCAUUAAUGUGGUUUUAUAAUCUCUUCAAAUUAUAUACAGUACCAUUAUUUGAGCCGUUUUAAUAAAUUUACGGCAAUAGUAGCUUGAAAUCCAUACCAAAAUAUUAUAAUCUUGUGAUUAUUUCAUUCAUUCAUGCAUUUAAUUUUCUAUAUUUGUUACUCGAAUCAGAAUGCCUGUGACACACACAACGUUCAAGGACGCAUAAUGUAGGAGCUAAAUCUGUCUAUUGCAGGUCUUUAUUUUUUCUUCAAAUGUUAUACAAACUAUUAUUUAAACCAGUGGUUCUCAAUCCCUUUUUGCCAACGGCACACCUUGGAACACGUGGAAAAAUAGCGACACACCAGGCUAAAUGUAUAUAAAAAAUAUUUGAAUUUUGCAAAAUAAAAACAUGGCAUACAACCGUCAGACUAGUCAUCGACCUAUAGAAGGACUCAAAUUAAAUAAAGAAAACCACAGCUAUUAACUUACUCUAUUGCAUUCUUUCGAAUUUCAUCAGUUAAAUAGCUGACUUCUUUAGUGAGAAAUAUUCUAAGUGUGCCGUUCAAAAUUUCGCUGCACACAGGUGUGACGCGGCACACUGCAUGGUUGAGAAUCACUGAUUUAGACAUUUAUUCACAUGACAAGCCUAUAAUAAACUAUCUAGACGAUAGGAUGGCAAAUUCAGACUGAUUCAAAACUUCAAACAGUGAUAACUACGUCUACAAUAAAGUAAUUUGAAUGAAAUUUUCAAUAUAUUCAUUCAGCAAUAUCUAUUUUUGAACAGCUCUUUAUCUCAAUCUCACAUAAUGCAUCGCUUGAAUAAAAAUUUGUGUGAAUGGAUUACAAGCCAUUAUGACAGUAAGGUAAUGUGUUAUAAACAUUUUGAAUGUACAUGUGCUUGCCUAUUUUUUAUAUUUACAAUCCAAGGAUUAUCAUUUAUUUGUUUCGACAUUAA
This is a messenger RNA of Patella vulgata (common limpet), 4180 nucleotides long. RefSeq names its product ammonium transporter Rh type B. Lineage: Eukaryota; Metazoa; Mollusca; Gastropoda; Patellidae. Gene Ontology annotation, biological process: ammonium transmembrane transport; ammonium homeostasis. Bases 104 to 1705 code for a protein of 533 amino acids. The transcript has 9 exons. Gene Ontology annotation, cellular component: plasma membrane. The record is from RefSeq and is a predicted model, not a curated record. Gene Ontology annotation, molecular function: ammonium channel activity.